This is a messenger RNA of Ziziphus jujuba (common jujube), 7084 nucleotides long. RefSeq lists its product as uncharacterized. Gene Ontology annotation, molecular function: RNA binding; ubiquitin binding. Lineage: Eukaryota; Viridiplantae; Streptophyta; Magnoliopsida; Rosales; Rhamnaceae. The coding region runs from base 171 to 6848 and encodes 2225 amino acids. The record is from RefSeq and is a predicted model, not a curated record. The transcript has 17 exons.
UGAAGUUAUGCCCGCUUUCCCUGCGAGGUUAAAUGCGUAAUUUUAAAACUAUCAGUGAAGCUCAUCGAGUUUGGAGGCGCAACCCAACGGCCCCCCAGUAACAGUAUAUUUGAGAAAGAGCGCGUGCACCCCUCUCUCUCUCUCUCUCUCUCUCUCUCUCUCUAUCCGCCAUGGCAUCGGCGGAGCAGCCUCUGAAGAAGCGUAAGCUUUACGAAUCCCAACACCAAUCCAAACUGGAACCAGAACCAGGAACAGCGCGGACACCGCCACAAACCCUAGGCCAUGGCCAGAGCGGCGUCAAGGCUCCAUCGCCACAGUCUCACGAAGAAAUUCUCAAGAAACGGAGGAACAGAGAUGAGAUUCGUAGCGUCUACAACUGCUACAAGCGAAUUAAGUUUUGCCUCGCCCAGAAAGAUUCUGCUCUCACGCCUGAACUCGAACAAGUGUAUCUCUCCCUCAUUACUGCUUCUAGAGGUUGUACAAGUGUACAACGUAUUGUGGCUGAUCUCAUUCCUCGGUAUGCGUCAUACUGUCCAACUGCUCUUGAAGCUGCAGCUAAAGUUGUUAUCAAUAUGCAUAAUUGGAGCUUAGCGCUGAUAAACAGAGGAGAGGAUGCUGAUGGGGUUUCUUUUCAGACUGCUAGAUCUUGUAUUCUUGGUCUAUCUGAUAUUUGUUGUGUUGCUUCUUCAGAAGCUCCAACGUCAUCUGUCAUCCAGGGCAUUUGUUCUGUAGUUUUCCAGAAUGUGCUCACCUUCUUCAUAUCUUCCUUUGAGGGGAAGGAUAUAUUUCACAUGUUCAAGAAAGAAAUUGUAAAAAUACGAGAUUCUGCUGAUAAUUAUUUUGAUGAGCUAAAUAAAAAAAUUUCAGAUGAAAAUGAAUCUUCAUUGGUACUACUGUUCAAGCUACGUAUUCUUAGUCUACUCAGGAUUUUCUUUCGUUACCCUAAAAGUUUGCUUGCAGCCUGUUUUGAUCUCUUCAACUCAUCUACGGCAGAGGGAGUUAAGAAAGAAGUUCUGUUUUUCCUAAGUCAGGUGACGAGCAGGCUCGAUCUUGAUUGUCCCCCUCCAGUGCAUAAAACUAGGGAAGAUCAUAAGUCAAAUAGUGGUUCUGCUGAGAUAGGUGCGACCCUUAAUGAGAUUGCAUGUCGGGAGCUAUUCUCAGAUGACAAAAAUGUUUCUGAAGAUGUAUCUCCAGUUUGGAAACGCUGCUUGUUAGGACUGGUUCUUGUCAAAGAUCCAUCACUGCAAAAUUGGAUAUUGUCAAAAUACAAGAAGUUAUGUAAAUCAUCAUCUUUUAAAGCCUCAUCAGAUAUUAGAUAUGCCAUGGAAAGAAUCUUUGAACCAUUUGCAAAAAUAAUGGGAGUAGAAGAGAGUCAAGUAGAUAGUGAUGUGGAUGAUGCUGCUUCGUCCAAAUUUAUCAAUCAGUCAUAUAUGGUUCCUAGGAUCUCAAAUCAGCAUGAAACCUCCAGUGAAUGCUCUGGCACAAAUAGUAAUUUUAGAGCUCAUAGUGGAUCCUCUGAUGAUGUUUUUGCGGAUAAAGGCUCAGGUCAAUAUCUGAAACCUCGCAGCUCUGUACUUCUUCAUGAAACUAAUGUACACUCAGUAUCUGGUAGUCAAGAAAGUGGGGGCUCAAGGCCCAUGGACUUCGGGAUGGGGGAGCAUGGAGAUACAUCCCAUGGCAGGUUGUCUCUGCCCAGGGAAUUAAUGAACCACCAAAUGCUUUCUCCGGUAACGAGAACUCAAUUAGACUUUAGGACUAAUUCAUUUGAUAGCAGAAACCAUAGUGUUAAUAUUGACAAGAGUCAAGUUACAAAUAUGGAUUUUGGCUCACCUGCCAUGACACCGUCUAGUGGAGGUGCAAGCAAUCCUUUUGCAUCUCCCAAACAUCAUUUGGUGGUACCAUACACUUCCACCACAACUCAAAUGCUUUGGUACUUUGAUGGUGAUCCUGCAGCUAUGGAUAUUUUUUCUGCUUCUAAACAGCUUUGGGUGGGAUUUUUAGGACCUGAUGCAUCUGAAGCUCACAUAAGAUUUCAGUUUGAGAGAUUUGGUCCUAUUGAGCUAUAUAUUUUCUUCCCUAUGAAAGGAUUUGCUGUGGUUGAGUAUAGAAAUAUUUUAGAUGCUAUAAAGGCCCGUGAAUAUAUACGUAGGCAUUUCCAUUGGCAUGUAAAGUUCAUGGAUGUAGGAUUUGGGACUAGGGGUGCUAUGAAUGGUGUAGCAGUUGGUUCUAGUUGUCAUGUGUAUAUAGGCAGUAUUUUAAGCCAGUGGGCAAAGGAUGAGAUUCUGCAUGAAUCAAGAAGAGUGCUUUACAAGGGUCAAUACAUGGUUACUGAUCUCAGCAAUGAAGGUGCAUUAUUGAUGGAACUUGAAACUCCUGAAGAUGCUGCUGCUGUAAUGGCACAUCUUAGACAGCAUCGGAAGGAGAGAAGUAAUCAUCAACCACCUUUUAAUGCAGGGACAGCUAAUGUUGCAAUGUCCCACAUAGAUGGUGCAAGAUCAGUGCCCACCCCUACCCAUGUUGAUGUUAGAAGCCACCCUAGCUCGAACAACAAUAUUAGAUCAUCUCAUGCAAAAGUGAUACCAGGGAGCCCUGCAGACAGCUCUAGGGCAAGGACAUCUCAUUUAACUAGCUUACUUUUAUCACUACGCUCAAAAUACAAUAUUAGUCAAAACUCAAGCUAUUUUGACAAUUACCAUGCAUCUACCACGAGGGAAGAAGACAGAAAACCAACAAGCACUCUUUGGAUAAAUAUUUCUAAUACUAGCUCUCCAUGCCUCACAGAUGAUGAGCUAAUGAAUGUUUGCAAGCUUGCCAUUGGCAAUGUGGGAUCCGUUGCUAGGUUGAGGCGUGCAAAUACGCAGGCUGGAUGUGGUUGGUAUGUUGAUUGUAGCAGUGUAGAUGCUGCAAUAAAUCUUUUGAAUAAUCUGCGUAGUUGUCCUGGAAUGUUCUUUCAGAUGGAAUUCAGCCAAUCUGGAAUGCAUCUUGCUACACCAUUCCCAAUUAGAUCUGAGAGCCGUUCAUUGGAGCUUGUAUCCCCUAGGGUAACAUCAGAGAACCAUGGGAAUGCAGCACAAUGUGGCCAUCCAUUUCAGUCUAACAGACCUAUUUCUGGCUGUGUCAAGAUGCCUGAAGUUGGUACCAGAAAGAUUGAUGGUUGUGACAACAAAUUAGCAGUUGAUACUUCACAUGGAGGUAGUGUUGUUUCUGGUGCCAUGGAACAAAAGUGGAUGUAUACAAAACCGGAAAUGGAGCUGCAUUCUGCACCAGGGAACAUUCCAUGUGUUCACAUAGCAGCACAAGCACCUCCUUUUCCACCUCCACCACAAAUUCAGCCAGCACCUCCUGUUCCGCCUCCUCCACAAAUUCAGCCAUCAUCAUUUGUACGACCUCCUUACCUCCCUCCAAACAGUUCUUGGGAUCCACGGGGUUUGCACCCUUUAAACCCAAUCUCACCUGGUGCAGUGCCUAAUAAUUUCCAUGGUAAUGCUGUUGCAGCUCCUUUUCUUCCUGCUUCUGUGACUCCACUUGCACAGAUACAGGGAACUCCUCUGCAACAUUUUGACCAAAUGUUUCCUCUCCCCAUAGUACCACCACCAUUGUCAUGUCCACCACUUCCUCCACCUGAAAUGCCACCUCCUUUGCCUCCAUCUCCACCACCUUUGCCUCAAUCCCAGCCACCCUUCGUUCCUCCUCCACCUACUUCUCCACCUCCACCUCCACCUCAGUCCAUGGCGGAAUUGUCUGAAGUGGGAAAAUCUGGACAAUAUCAGCAGCAUCAGUGGCAGGGCACAUUAUGUAAAAGUGGGGUUCAUUACUGCACGAUUUAUGCACAUAGAGUGGAUUCAGAUAUUUGCAAUUACUCUAAUGCCAUUUCUGAACCUACAGAAUGGCCCACCAAAUUAGACAUGACCAAACGAACAGAUUUUCAGCAUGUGAAGUCAACGUUUACUAAUACUCCACCUCAUAAAAGGGAGGUAUGCAGACUUGUUCCAUCUUCUGCAAGCGACCAUAGAGGCUUUCAGGAUUUCAUAUCGUACUUGAAGCAGAGGGAAUGUGCGGGAGUAAUUAAGAUCCAAGCUGCGAAAUCCAUAUGGGCUAGGCUGCUCUUCAUUCUUCCAUACUCGCAUGAAAUGUGUUCCAUGCUCUCUAUUGCACCCUGUCCAUCAGAUUGUCUCAUUGGACUGGUUUUACCAAAAGAAACAAAUUGUGAAUGGGUAAAAAAUACAAGCACAAGCAUGCACGGUAAGCAAGGCGGAAACAAGGGUUUCCCCAAAACCCAAAGGGUGUUCGUCCCCAGAGGGCAAAACCACGAACAAACUCGAAAUCCAACAACAACGUCUAAAGGCCCAGACUCAACUCCCACGCUUUCUAAUUCUCUCAGGCAAUCAUCGCUUUCGAAGCAAUCUGAUGCCGGAGCUUCCGCCAUCAGAGUCAGGAAGGGGGAGAACGCAGACUGGGUGUCCAACAGAGCGCCCGGUGGCAGUUUCGUAAAUUAUUUGCCGCAGGAUGAGGCUGUUGCAGCUGGUCUGGGCGCUGAUGAAGGUGGAUUGGAUCCGGUGGAGUCUCAGAGGGUUGUUGAUCUUUUGAACAGAGAGCUUUCUCGGUUGCUUAAGUUGAAACCUAGAGAGUUCUGGAGGCAAGUGGCUAGUGAUUCUUCCUUGCAUGAAUUCCUGGAUAGCUUCUUAAAAUUUAGGAGCAGAUGGUAUGAUUUCCCUCAUCAUGGAGCUAAGGGAACGGUUGCUGGGGUUAUUGUUGGAGAGUUCGAAUUAAGCCGUCGAGUUUUUAUGGUUUUGUAUCGCAUAUCUUCCAACAGGGAUCCUGGUACUCGUCCUGCUGAUAGCCUCAGUCCAAAAGACCAUGAAGUUCUUCUGCAGGAAAAAAAGUUGCUCGACUUGCCUAAGUUGUUAGAUAUAUGUGCUAUAUAUGGUCAUGAAAACGAAGAUUUGACCAGAAUCUUGGUAGGAAAUGCGUUCAAAGCCCAGCCUAGGAUGCAUAACGAUUUGACUUCAGUCAUGUCACAUUUCCUGAAUAUUAUCCGCACAAUGCAUCAAAGAUGCAGCUCAUCAAUUGAGGCACUUUCCUCCUCUGCAAGUCAUGGAGACCAUGAAUCCAGCCAUCUUUGUGCUGAUAUGCUGGAGGUGAUGGACUUCAUAAAUGAUGCAAUUGUAUCCAUGGAUGCACUUGUAAGUGCGUAUAAACCAGCAACUUUGUUCUUCUCAUCUCCCGUUGAAAUCAGUUAUGGGAAUGAGGAACUAAUUGGCACUCUUGUGAAGUUGCAUGAUUCUUUGCUUCCUUCUUUGAAGCGGGGGUUCCAGAUGAUUUUAACAUCUGGAGAAGAUGGAAUGGCGUCAAAUAUUGGUGUUAGUUUGAAGAUGCUAUCAAUGAGAAUAAGCAUUUUUGGUUGGAAAUUAUUGGAAUGCUAUCUAACCGAUGAGGUGUCGAAAGACAACCUCCCCAUUCCCGCUGCCGCAAAAAUGUUUCCAGCCAAUGUGGAGGAUCCUGCUAUAAGAGCAGAUAUUUUGGUCCAAAUAUUUAGAGAGAUCAGUGAAGUUUCAUUGCAUAAAGAGGAGAACCAGAAUUGGGAAACAUUUCUUCAGAAAGUUGAAAAGAACUUUAAUAUAAUGAGAAAAAUAGAGAAUUUACGGAAUACUGGAUGGAUAUUCAUGGAUGAUGAGCAACUUAAGUAUCUAUCUGUUAUUUUCACGGGGUCUAAGAAAAUCACUAACAAUGAGUCCCGGAAUGUCGCAAUACCUGUUACAAACGACAAAGUAAAAAUGGAUGAAGAUGCUGCUAUUAUGGAAUCCAAAAUAAGUCAAAUAAAGGACUUAUUCCCUGAUUAUGGCCGGGGAUUUCUCCUCGCCUGUCUUGAAGCUUACAACCAGAAUCCAGAAGAGGUGAUUCAGAGGAUUCUCGAUGGAACUCUUCACGAAGAUCUGAAGAGCUUGGACACUUCAUUAGAGACAAUGUCUGUUCCUAAGACUACUAUGACCAUUAGCAAGAAUGAUAAAGGGAAAGCAAAACUAAUUGAACCUGAAACUUUACCCGCCAACAAUUUAGUGCCUACAAGAAGUAUGCAACCAAAUGAAGGCCCUUCAAUUUCAUCCUCAUAUUCAGUGGGGAGAUUUGUUAGGAAGUCUAAAGCUGACACAAAUUCUGAUUCCAUCGAUAUGAGAGAUGAGAAAGAUUUAGCAGUCAAUGCUGCUCUUAUGUCGCAGUAUGAAUACGAGGAUGAGUAUGAUGAUUCUUUCGAUGAUCUUGGUCUCAGUGUAGCUGAGUCUGGAUUUGAAGAAAAUGAAAUUUUGAGUGACAAAAUGAGCUCAAAUGCUGGGAAACCUUGGGAAAAAGAAUCGGACACUUCUCAAAUACCUCCUAGUUCAAAAUGGGGCUCAAGAAAGAAACCCCAAUAUUAUGUCAAGGACGGUAAGAAUUACAGUUACAAAGUUGAAGGUGCAGUUGCUGUUGCAAAUGCUGGUGAAGCAUCAAUAGUUACUCAGGCUCAGCAAGAAUUGAUUUAUGGCCUUGGGCGUGGUGGGAACCUUCCUCUUGGAGCAGUUAAGAAGUUGACAGAGGCUUCAGAGCAGCAAGACGACAAGCAGCCUGAUUUUUCUGAGACUUUAGUGAGAGGGUUUGGGAAUCCCAGGGGCAGGGCAAGGAGAGGAGGUGGACGACAUAGGGAACCACUCAGUGUGGAGCAAGAUAAGCAGUCCGGUGUUUCUGAGGUUGAAGGCAGCGAGAAUUUGGGGAAUCACAGGGGAAGGGGAAGAAGAGGAGGGGGAGGGGGUAGAAAUAAUCAUUACAGGAAGGACCGUUCUAUGAAUAAGCACUUUUCUGGAUUGAGUGGUUAUUAAGUUCAAUAGUUGUAAUGCUGCAAAUAUGGGUUCAACUGGAGCCGAGCUUUUUGACAAAAUUUUGUAAAUUUACAAGCAUUUACAAAUAUUUAUCAAUUAAAUUCCAUAAUUGUAAUUUUUUAUUUUUUUAAAUCUAAAGGGGUUAGGUGUUUCGGACACAUCUGAAGCCAACCCACUUGACAAUUUGACAACUGUUUUUAUGAAUAAAAAAAUGUUGUAUCUUUAAUCGCGAGACA